AUGCGGCGUGUCCCGAUAUGCUGCGCGCUGGUGGCGCUGCUCGCGGCCCUGGCGAAGGUGCGAUACUCACACGUCGACGCGCGCCAGAAGAUCAGGGUCGUGCAGCUCGCCGAGGCCCGCUGGGUGAGCGCCGAGGAGCUGUGGGCGGCGGCGAUGUCCUCUGCGGACCGAGACGGCCUCCGCGAAGCCCUCCGCGGCUUCGAGGUCGCCCUCGCAGGCACGGCGCCACCUCCCGCCGCCGCGCCGCUCGCGGACCGCUUCGCGGCCUGGCUCGGCGGGCCGCUGCGACUGCGCUGCCUGCACCGCGUCGCCGCGGGCCGCGAGCUGCUGCGCGACAGCCUGGCGGCCGUGGUCAGCGGCCACGCCGCCCUGCUGCGCGAGGGCUACUGCGAGGCGGCCCUCGCCGACGCGAGCGGCGAAGGGCGCGCCUCGCAGGCGGGCCUCCGCGCGCAGCACACGGCGUGCCUGGCGCCGAUCGCGCGGGGCCUCGUCAUGUUCGCGGCCGACGAGGCGGAGGCCCAGGAGAGUUUCGCCCGCGUUACCGCGCUGCGCCACGCGGACGGCUCGUCUGCGGUGCUGAGCUCGAAGGAUCAAAAAACAGCAUAA
Messenger RNA from Prorocentrum cordatum, 606 nucleotides. The record is from the annotation of a GenBank genome assembly. NCBI's taxonomy places the organism in Eukaryota, Dinophyceae, Prorocentrales, Prorocentraceae.